Colius striatus (speckled mousebird) is the source of this 482-nucleotide messenger RNA. It is a transcript of the gene S100A10, whose product is annotated as S100 calcium binding protein A10. The transcript has 3 exons. The coding region runs from base 110 to 403 and encodes 97 amino acids. Gene Ontology annotation, cellular component: cytoplasm. NCBI's taxonomy places the organism in Eukaryota, Metazoa, Chordata, Aves, Coliiformes, Coliidae. The record is from RefSeq and is a predicted model, not a curated record.
CCCGGGCCCCCCCCCGGCCCGCCCCCGCCGUGCCUAUCCCGGGCGGCGCCGCUCCCCGCCACUGCCCGCUCCGCUCCUGUCCGCGCAGCUCCGCACGCCCCCCCCCACCAUGCCAUCCCAGCUGGAACACGCCAUGGAGACCCUCAUGUUCACCUUCCACAAGUAUGCGGGGGACAAGAACCACCUGAGCAAGGAGGAUCUGCGGGUCCUGAUGGAGAAAGAGUUCCCCGGCUUCCUGGAGAACCAACGGGACCCCAUGGCCCUGGACAAGAUCAUGCGGGACCUGGACCAGUGCCGGGACGGCAAGGUGGGCUUCCAGGGCUUCUUCUCGCUGCUGGCCGGGCUCACCAUCGCCUGCAACGACUAUUUCGUGCUCCACAUGAAGCAGAAGGGCCGCAAGUGAGCUCCCCACGCCGAGGCUCUGCCCUCACACCCCUGGGUGCUGCCCACCCCCUACAAUAAAGGUGUUUUGUACUACUCUG